Messenger RNA from Rhizophagus irregularis DAOM 181602=DAOM 197198, 2127 nucleotides. Lineage: Eukaryota; Fungi; Glomeromycota; Glomeromycetes; Glomerales; Glomeraceae. The record is from RefSeq and is a predicted model, not a curated record.
AUGAUUAUUUUUUGUCUUGUUUUAGGCGACAGUAUCGAGGACCGUUUCACGAUUAAUAUUAGUAGGACUGAAGGAAAAAAGAUAGGACGAGAGAAAAUCAGUUUCGAAAAACUCAAUAUUGAUCAUUUCAAAAAACUGUUAUGCGAAUAUUACAGGUACACCUUUAUAGCCAACGAGUUAAGGUUAUGGAAGGUGUCCAUUUCCACAAAGCCAGAAGACAAGGACGAUAAACUAACAAAAUUACAAGACGUACCAAAUGUUCACGCAGGGAUUGAUAUUAAAAAGCAACUCGGAGGUGUGCCAUUAAACCCGGAUGACUAUAUUAAAAACAUUUUUGUUGAGGAUCCUCCCGAUAAACACAUUCACAUCAUAAUAGAGAAACCGGCCAAAGAACCUCCUUUGAAGAGAGCACGUACAGAAGAGGAAGGAAAAAGCAUACCCAUUGGCUGGGACAGCUUCAGCAAAAUUGUGAACGGAGGUUGCACUUUUCUUGAUAAGACAUCUCUGAUCUCCGAGUUCAUUGAGUGCAAUUCGAAAGUCUCUCUUAUCGUUCGGCCAAGGCGGUUUGGAAAAACAAUUAACCUCACGAUGCUUAGAGAUUUUUUUUCGAUUCCCAUCCACCCAGACAAUAAGAAAUACCGCCGUGAAUUGUUCGUAGACAUGAAAAUUAUGGAGAAACAGAGCCUUUUUGACACACAUUUUUGCAAGUACCCAGUCAUCUUUCUCUCUUUGAAGAAUUUCGAUGGCUGUGAAACUUGGUCAAAGAUGAAAAUCAAGCUAUUUGGGAUGUUUGCAAUGCUGUACAAAAAUCAUAAUUAUGUUUAUGAUAAACUUGACCCUUAUGAGAAGACACGUUUCAGUCAAAUACGUUCUGAAGAUGAGAAUUGUAAACGCAUGGAUGAUGUUCUCGUUGACCUUUCUAGGUAUCUGAAAGAUUAUCAUGGAAAAGAGUGUAUCGUCCUAAUUGAUGAAUAUGACCAUCCUCUUGACAUUGCCUAUCGGUAUCAAUAUUAUGAAGAAGCUCGUGGUUUUUUUGCUUCUCUAUUUGGAGCGCUCCUCAAGAGCAAUGACGACAAUUUGGAAAAAGCUCUUCUUGUCGGUGUGUCCCGUGUUGCCAAAUCAGGAUAUUUGUCAGGGCUUAACAACAUGCAAGUAUUCCCAAUGCACGAUCAAGAGUAUGCUGACAAAUUUGGCUUCACUGAAGAUGAGGUUUCCAUUAUUCUUCAACAUUACAAAAAGUCUCAAGCUAAGAAGGUCAAAGAUUGGUAUGACGGUUAUAUGGCUUCGAAUGGUACAAUACCUUUAUACAAUCCUUGGUCAAUCAAUAAAUUCAUUAGCACGAAUCGUUUGGAGGCACACUGGGUAGAUACAGGAGGCACCGCAACUAUCAAACAAUUACUUUGGCACUCAAAUGAAGACUUUAGAAACAAAACCAUAAUGUUGCUCCGAAAAGACGCGGUCAAUGUGGAGAUUAUGGGAGAUAUCGAUUACAAUUUAUUAUCUCAAUGUGCAAAUGAUACACUAUGGACAUUACUUUACUAUGGAGGUUAUCUUACCAUGAACAAAGAAGGGCAUCUAUACAUUCCAAACACAGAGGUUUUCACAGAAUGGAAGGGAUGGUUAAAUAGAAGAAUUUCAUUUAAUCCAGAUACAAUGUUGGAGAUGCUUUUGCAAUGCAACCUCACGAAAUUUGAGAAAGAACUUCCAAUAAUGAUAAUGGAAUCUCUUUCAUAUUUUGAUGUUCCAGAUAACUUAGCGGAAACUAAUUAUCAUAUGCUCAUGGUUGGCAUACUUUCACCAGUACGAUAUCAUAAUUAUGAGCUGUCUUCAAACAGAGAAGCUGGUGAAGGACGUUUUGAUGUUAGAAUAGUACCAAAUACAGAAAAAGUAAUUUAUGAGGUAUCAAUACUUAUGGAUUUCAAAAUAUACGAUAAGAAAAAGAAAAACAUAGAUAUGGAAAAAAAAGCUAAAGAGGCAUUAGAUCAGAUAAAGGAGAAAAAAUACCGCACCGGGAUAAGAACUACAAAAUUGGUUGAGUGCGGAAUUGUUUUUCAGGGGAAACGUGCAUAUGUGUUGAGUAGGGUUCUUCAUAAGAAGGGUGAUCAGUGGGUAGAGGAAGCUAAAUAA